AUGCUUGGUUUUGUGAGCUUCAGCAUUGCCUGGGCUCUAGUUUUCGUUACUGUCAGAACUGUCUAUCGACUUUAUUUCCACCCACUUAAAAAUAUCCCUGGACCAAAGCUAGCGGCUGCUAGCAGUAUUUACGAGUUUUAUUUCAAUGUCAUCAAGGGAGGGAAAUACAUUUGGGAAGUUGAACGUUUGCAUAAGAUAUAUGGUCCUAUCGUUCGCAUCUCCCCAAGGGAGGUCCAUAUUAACGAUGUCAAAUUCUAUGAGGAGAUUUACGCUCCAGCGACUCGCAAAAGAGACAAGGUUCGAGAAUGGGUUGAGGGUUUUGAUUUAAAUGGGUCGGUCGUCUCCAGUGUCUCUGCCGAUUUACAUCGUCAACGCCGCGUGCCUCUCAACAAGUUCUUCUCAAAGUCAGCCAUCAACAAUAUAGAACCCAUGAUCCAGGAAAAGAUAGAUCAACUUUGCGACCAUCUCAGAAAUGCCCAUACGUCCCAGAGAGUGGUGAAUUUGGAUUCUGGCUUCGCAGGCUUGACCUCGGAUGUUAUUCACCAAUACACAAUUGGCUACCACAGUGGCAAUCUUGAUCGAGAGGACUUCAAUAUGCAUGUCAGAGAUGCAAUGAAUGGUCUUUUUCAUGGAGUUCACGUCCUUUUCUUCUUCCCAUUCCUGGCACCCAUCGCGGGCACUAUCCCACUGCCAAUUUUGAAAAGCAUCCUCCCUUAUUUCGCCGCAUUCAAGGAACAAAGGAUUGCUAUUCAGGGCCAGAUAGAAAAGAUACUUUCUGGAGGAGGAGAAAAGGAUAAAUCGAUGAUCAUGACGCUGGCUCACCACUCUAGUGACCUCCCUGCUGGCUUCCUAGACCCAGCCCGACUCACCGAUGAAGCCUUGACCAUUUUAACUGCGGGUACGGAGACAACGGCUCGAUCUUUAACAUUUGCACUUUUCAAUAUCAUUCAGAGCAAAGAAGUUCAGGAAAAAUUAAGAGAAGAGCUGAAGAGUGUUAUGCCAACACCUCAGUCUCUCCCAACAUGGGACCAGCUAAAGCAGCUUCCCUAUCUGAAUGGUGUUGUAUAUGAAUCUAUCCGACUUUCUACAGGACUGGCUAGCCGGACCCCUCGAAUUGCACCUGACGAAACGAUAGUCUACAAAAACUUUGUUCUUCCUGCAGGGACCAUUCUAAGCCAGUGGCACUACUUCCUUCUCAUGGACCCCGAGAUCUACCCCAAUCCACACGUUUUCGACCCGGAAAGAUGGAUUCGAGGUACUGACAAUGGCGAGCGACUGGACCGAUAUUUCAUCCCCUUUUCGAAGGGACCUCGAAUGUGCAUUGGUUUCAAUCUGGCAUACGCUGAGCUAUAUCUGGUCAUCGCGAGACUUGCUCGUCAAUUCGACUUCACGUUAUACGACACAACUGAGAAAAACCUUGCGUUUGCGCGUGAUUUCCAGGGAGCUUACCCUGAACAUGGUAACAUCAGUAUGAGGGUUAAGGUAUCAAACCAGAUUGAUGAGUGA
Messenger RNA from Penicillium malachiteum, 1506 nucleotides. Its product is annotated as cytochrome P450. The record is from RefSeq and is a predicted model, not a curated record. The transcript has 5 exons. Bases 1 to 1506 code for a protein of 501 amino acids. Lineage: Eukaryota; Fungi; Ascomycota; Eurotiomycetes; Eurotiales; Aspergillaceae. Gene Ontology annotation, molecular function: oxidoreductase activity, acting on paired donors, with incorporation or reduction of molecular oxygen; heme binding; monooxygenase activity.